AUGGCUGAAGUUGACAAGGACAAGCACUCAUCCCCGCCGCCUAUCGAUCACGAAGUCUUGGAACAAGAAGCUGCUGCUACUACCACGGAUCCUGAAAAGGGCUCAGAUCACAAAUCGCUCGAAAAAAGAAUCGUUCGAAAACUUGAUCUACGCCUUCUUCCGUUGCUUUGUAUUUUAUACUUUUUGGGUUAUUUGGAUCGAUCCAACAUUGGCAAUGCUAAACUUGGUGGCUUGAUUGAUGACCUUGGUUUGACCACGAAUCAAUUUCAAUGGUGCUUGUCCAUCUUCUAUUUCGGCUAUGUGUUAUUUGAUGUGCCGGCAAACAUCAUCUUGCGUAGAUGGCGUGCAUCCUAUUGGCUUGCCAUCAUUACAGCUCUAUGGGGCGUUGUUGCUAUGGCAAUGGCAGGAACUAAAGACUUUCCAGGUCUUAUUAUCGCACGUUUGUUUUUGGGUAUUCUUGAAGCAGGCUUCUUUCCGGGUGUCCUUUAUUAUCUCUCGAUCUGGUAUACAAGAGGUGAAUAUGGCCGACGAGUGAGUUACUUUUGGUCGUUUAGCUCACUUGCAGGUGCAUUUGGUGGCUUGAUUGCAUAUGGUAUCUCCAUGAUUCCCACGCACACAUUGAACACAUGGCAGUGGUUGUUCAUUAUUGAAGGUGCUCCAUCGGUAGUAGCUGCCUGUGUAGCAGCUUGGUAUCUUCCAAAUACACCAGAGACUGCAAAGUUUUUAAACGAAGAUGAACGCAAACUCGAAAUUGAACGUCUUGCAACAGAUCAAGGAGCUGCUAAUGAUCAUGCUUGGUCAUGGGAUCGAGCUGCAUCUGUAUUCUUGGAUUAUAAAACAUACGUCUAUUGUUUCAUCUACAUCACGGGAACAAGCGCUUUGCAAGGUGUGACCCUCUUCCUACCUUCCAUUAUCAGCGGGAUGGGAGCCUGGGAUAAGGCGGUAUCUCAAGCUUUAACUACGCCUCCUUACUUUUUGGCCUUUAUCUUUACCAUCAUUGCAGGCUAUACAUCAGACCGGUUCUUUGAUCGUGCAUAUCACAUGAUUGGUAUCAAUCUAGUGGGCAUGGUCGGUUUCUUGUUGUUGAUGUUUAUUGCUGAAGAACAAGUGGGUGUACGCUACUUUGCUGCUUGCCUCUCAACAAUUGCUGUGUAUGCCAAUGUCCCUGUCAAGGUGGCCUGGUUCAAUAACAACUUUGGUGGAUUGACACGCCGUGCGCUUGCCUCUGCAGUGAUUGUUGCUAUAGGUACAGUGGGCGGUGCCAUUGGUGGCCAAAUCUACUUCGAUGAGCCAUUCUACUUUGGUGGGAACACCAUUGCCUUCUGUUGCCUAGGCGCACAAAGCAUUGCCGAUAUUACACUACGUAUUGUUUUGGCUCGAGAAAACAAACGACGAGACCAGCUGACUCAGGAACAAAAAGAAUAUGAAAUCUUCAAGUAUGGAGGUGCCGAGUUGGCAGGUGAUCGCCAUCCCGAUUUUCGUUACGUAUUAUAG
Molecule: messenger RNA, 1494 nt
Organism: Lichtheimia ornata
Lineage: Eukaryota; Fungi; Mucoromycota; Mucoromycetes; Mucorales; Lichtheimiaceae
Exons: 11
Coding region: 1-1494 (497 amino acids)
Biological process (GO): transmembrane transport
Cellular component (GO): membrane
Molecular function (GO): transmembrane transporter activity
Source: RefSeq, a predicted model, not a curated record